This is a messenger RNA of Bursaphelenchus okinawaensis, 2167 nucleotides long. Lineage: Eukaryota; Metazoa; Nematoda; Chromadorea; Rhabditida; Aphelenchoididae. The record is from the annotation of a GenBank genome assembly.
AUGAUGCUGAGGAACAGAGACACCAACGCAAACCAAGCCGCCGGCCGCCAAGCCCUGAAGAACGUCGCAUCAAAGCACAAGAACGUCGGAGUCAAAGGAGAUGAACCGAAGGCUAAGAGAGCCGCUCUCGGCGAUAUCACGCAUGUAAGUCAAUUUUUCCGAUAUUAUGUUAGUUUAGAGUAAGAUUACGUCAAGUUUAUGGGAGUGAAUGGAAAGGUUUGGGUAUGGAAAGAUAGUUGAGGGUCUUAGGUCAGUGUGGGAUAAGGUUAUAGAGGCUUGGGUUGUUGAAUAACUUUGUUUUUAGGCUUUUUAAUUGAAAAAUAGGGCACUGGUUUAUUGUUGAAAUAAAGAAUUUGACGUUUUUUGCUAUAUUUUCCCUCAGAAGAAAGGUUGAGCUUUGAAACGUAGUUGAAUUAAAGCUAGCGUAUAUUGGCUUAGCUUCUAAUGGAAAAAGUUUCGUUAUUUUUUAAAAUAUUGAAUGUAUAGAAGAUUGAAUGGCGUCUACUUUUGGAAUAAUUUUGGUGUUUGUUUCUAAGACUUUAGCUCAGAUAAUUUCUUUUGUAUAAACCGCAUCUGUAUUAUAGUUCUUUAGUAUUAAUAAUACCUUUUCCAGGCCUUAUCUUCCUACCAAAUUGACUCUACAAAGAAAAAGGUUUCUACAACCACUUUUUCGUCAAAGAAGAACAAGGUUGAGAGACUACUCCCAUUGAAGGAUGUCUUUGAGGCAGAAGAGCUGGAAGUGGACCCGUGUCCAGGAUUCGACUUUGAUAAGGAAAAUGCAAAUGACCCAAAUGCUGUCUCAGAAUUCGCUUGCGACAUCUUCAAGUACUUGAAGUGGCGUGAGGUAAGGUUUUACUUUUUUUGUUCUUGAAGUUUAGGUACAUAGUGGCUUUUUGAUUAGUAUCUCGAGGUUUAGGUAAGAAGGGGCUCUUUUAGAUUUUUUGAAGGGACGUUAGUUAGGGUUUAUGUCUUUAUCUUAUAGUACUGUUGAACGUGUUGUUCAUCUGUUAUUUCUUCCUUUUCAGCCGGAUUUCAUGCCGAUCAAUUACAUGGGAAGACACAAGCAUAUGGAUUCUAAGACUCGUGCUGUUCUGGUCGAUUGGCUCGUCGAGAUUCAAGAGGCAUUUGAACAAAACCAUGAGACGCUCUAUAUGGCUGUUAACUUGGUCGACCGCUUCUUCAGCAACUCCAAGAGAAUCACCAGAGACAGCCUCCAGUUGGUUACUUGCGCCGCGGCUUUGGUGGCUGCCAAGGUUGAGGUAGGGCAUGUUUUAUCAGGUUUUGAGUGUAGAUAUUUCAGUUUUUGUAGAUAAAAAAUUAUAAAGAAAGUUCUUAAAUUUUUUAUUUUUUACAUGUUGUUCGGAAAAAUAAUGACUUUUUAAAGCUCGACUAAUAUUAUAUUGUUACAGGAGCGAAGUGCCCCACUCCUCGACGAUCUGAUCUACCUGGUCAAGGACGCUUUUAAUUCUGACACAUUAAAACAGAUGGAGCAGGACUUAUUGUGCACCAUCGGCUUCGACUUGUGCGCUCCAUUGUCUUACUCGUUCUUGAGAAGAUAUGGCCGCGUCAUCAAGGCUGACAUGGCUCUCUUGACCUUGUCGAGAUACAUCUUGGAAGUGUCUCUCCAUUUCCUCGACUUCUGUCGCCUGAGUCCAUCCAAAAUGGCUGCUGCUUCGUUGUUGUUGGCCUUGAAGAUGACGAAAUCUGGAACAUGGAACAGUGCUCUACACAAGUACUCGACCUACGUUGUGGAGGAUAUUGAGGAGCUAGCUUGGUCGUUAAAUCACAUGAUUUGCGCCUACCGUACACAACACCCAGACGUUAAGAUGGUUUGGGGAAAGUACUCCCAUGAGUAAGUUUUGGAAUUUAAAGUUGAAAUGUUAUGAAAAGCUUUAAUUUUUAAGUUUUUGAGCUUUUUUUUGUAAUAAAGCAUGGAUAAUAUAAUAUAUUUGUGCUGUUUUUUAUUUGUAUUACAGUACUUUCUGUUCAUUUUGCUGUAUAUUACGGUAGAUAUUGCUUAUUCUGAACUAAUAAAUCGAAUUUCAGAGUCUUCUUCGAGGUGGCCAAGAUUCCAACACUGAAGGACAAGUAUCCUCACGAUGCCCCGAUUGUCCCACCGCCUCAAGUCCAGGCCAUGGACGAGAAGUUAUUGGCCAACCGUCACUAA